This is a messenger RNA of Micropterus dolomieu (smallmouth bass), 639 nucleotides long. RefSeq names its product reticulon 2b (gene rtn2b). Lineage: Eukaryota; Metazoa; Chordata; Actinopteri; Centrarchiformes; Centrarchidae. The coding region runs from base 1 to 639 and encodes 212 amino acids. The transcript is spliced from 7 exons. The record is from RefSeq and is a predicted model, not a curated record.
AUGGCCACCAAACUUGUGGACCUGGUGUAUUGGCGGAACAUUAGGAAGACCGGUGUGCUUUUCACAGGGCUGGUGAUCAGUCUGGCCAGUCUGUUCCAGCUCAGUGUCAUCACUGUGCUUGCCCACAUCUGUCUGGGUGCAAUGUGUGUCACCUUCUCCAUCCGUCUCUACUAUAAACUACUGGAGCUGCUGCGCUGGAACCCUGGGGUCCACCCAUUCCAGUCAUAUCUGGAUUAUGACAGUACUCUGACAGAUAAGGAGACAGUGAUGCUGGUAGAGGAGGUGGUGCUGCUGAUUGCGUUUGCCGUCACAGAGAUCAAACGCCUGCUUUUCAUCGAAAGUGUGGUCGACUCCAUUAAGUUUGUUGUGCUCCUGUAUCUGCUGACCUACGUCGGUGUCCUAACCAACGGACUGACUCUGGUGAUAACUGCUGUGAUUGCUGUUUUCUCCAUUCCUCUGUUGUACAAAAAGCAGCAGGUGCGGACAAGGAGGAUGGUUAGAGCUGUCAAUGCUUUUGUAAAGAGAAUCAAAAACCUGUGCCUCAGUCUGUAUGAUUCAGUGAGACCUUCUUCUGCCCCUGAAGCUGCCCCAAAACCUGCACCUGCAGCUGCCCCCAAACAGAAAGCCAAAUCCAAGUAA